AUGCUACUACUCGAUGAUGAAAUUCGACGGUCAAGCUUGGUUAGACUCUGCCGUAUCAACUAUCGAAGAUACCGAUAUAUUCGACCACCCUCACCGCAAGCUGCCUCACCACGGCCCCCUCACCACGGACACGGCCCACCAAACCAAACGGUCUGUUCAAUGAUUGCAAACAGUAAAUACACCCCUAAACUGGUAGCCCUUAUCAACGAAUACUUAGACUUGGUUAAGACCCUAAACGGCACUGCGGCAAACUACACAGUCUUCGCUAAGCUAUCUAAAGAGAUUAUUAAGAAUAUCCUCGCCUACCACGUCUCACCGGAAUUAUACGACGCAGGCAGAGUCUUAGUAUCGCACACAAUCCCAACCGCACUCGGCGAGGACUCCCUCGGCGGAAACCCGCAAAGACUACGUCUUGGACUGGGUUUGAAUGGCUUCAACGUCAAUUUUUACUCCUGCAUUAUAGCCGUGAACAUCUACGCCACAAACGGCGUAAUCCGCGGCGUAGACUCCCUUAUCCUCCCCCCACCCCCCGUAUCAAAAACUAUAUCCAUCCUCUCUAUCGAAUUCUCUACCCUGCAGCUCGCCCUCCUCAAAACCUGGCUGGGCGAAAAACUUGCCGAAGCCCCUUAUACAGGCGGAACGAUCUUCGCGCCUUUGAAUUGGGCGUUCCAGAAGCUAAGGACAAGGAUUAAUGCUUUCCUUAUCUCGAAGUAUAGGGAGAAGUAUUUAAAGGCGCUUUUGGAGUAUUACAUUAUUACUAAUCAGACGCUGUACUCGGAUGCGUUGUAUAAGGAGAAGAGCUCUGGUUCUGGCCCGGAUGACAACUCUGAGGAGGAAGUUGGCGAGGGUAUACUUAAGGGAAAUUUCCACGUCGAUCUCCCGACCCUGCUUAAAGACAAGAGUUUGAGUAUCGAUAUCGCACGAUCGGGUGGUUUCAUUAGUAUCAGGAUUAACGGAUAUACGAGUGUCACUGUGCAGGAUAGUGUUGCGAAGGAUAGUGUUCUUCUGGAUUUGACUUCUAUACUUAUACCGCCGAAGACGCCGGGAGGUGUUUUCGUAGAGGGGGAGCUGGAGGAUGACGUUGAGGAGUUGAAGGAGAGGUUGGGGGCUUUUGUGAAGGGUCAUAACACCGCAGCCACGUCCUACUCUCCAGCUCCUCUGAAGGCUCAUCGCAUCGCACAUACACUAUGUAUCUUUCUCUCUUCUCUUGCCCCAAAGUACAGAACUCCCAAUGAGUGGCCUUCAUGGUCCCGUUACCGAGCCUAA
Messenger RNA from Cadophora gregata, 1266 nucleotides. RefSeq lists its product as uncharacterized. Gene Ontology annotation, cellular component: fungal-type vacuole membrane. Lineage: Eukaryota; Fungi; Ascomycota; Leotiomycetes; Helotiales; Ploettnerulaceae. Gene Ontology annotation, biological process: macroautophagy. The transcript has 4 exons. The coding region runs from base 1 to 1266 and encodes 421 amino acids. The record is from RefSeq and is a predicted model, not a curated record.